Molecule: messenger RNA, 1503 nt
Organism: Electrophorus electricus (electric eel)
Lineage: Eukaryota; Metazoa; Chordata; Actinopteri; Gymnotiformes; Gymnotidae
Source: RefSeq, a predicted model, not a curated record
AUGUCUUUACCCGCCUUUACGGGCAUCUUUCCCAGUGACGAGAAUGCGCUUUCAAAAGAUCCGUUCUUAUACACUGAUGAUGGACUAAAUGAUAGUUUGGAUGGAAGUUCAACAGAACUGACUGAUGUCUUUGAAGAGGAAGGGUGUGAGGCUGAAGUGUGGACUCCACCAUCAAGCGAGCUGAGGCAAAAAAUAGCCACCCAGCUUGAACACUACCUUUCUGAUGAAAAUCUGGAGGCUGACGCUUUCCUGUUAAAACACAUUCAGAGGAACAAGAUGGGUUAUGUCAGCCUCAAAUUGUUGACAUCAUUCAAAAAGAUCAGGGAUCUGACGCGUGAUUGGCGUACCACACUGGCUGCUGCACGGAUUUCUCAGCAGCUGGAGGUGAACGAGGCAGGCACCAAGGUACGACGCCGAUGUCCUGUUCCUGACUGGCUGCUGUGUGUUCCCACCACUAAGCUGCUGCUGGCUUGGAACUUCCUGGGGAAUACCACCGAGGGAACAGAGAGUGGGGGAUCUGGAGCGGAGCAGCAGGACUUCAUGGAGGCUGCAAUGUGUGUGUUUGGUCUGUAUGGUACGAUCACAUCCCUCCGUAUCCUCCGGCCAGGGAAGGAGGUCCCUGCUGAGCUCAGGCGCUAUGCCAAGAAGCAUGCAGAGCUGGGGCGCAAGUUAUGUGCAGUGGUGGAGUUUGAGUACCUGGACGGUGCCCGCAAGGCCUAUGAAGCCCUCGGAGUGGCGGAGCAGCAGCAGGGGGGUAAGGGUAUCCGCGUGGCGCUCCUUGGCAGUCGAGGCACGCGCAAGUCAGUGUGCCACGGUGAGGAGUCGGAGGAGAGCAUCGAGAACGAUGGCUCCAAGAAGCCAAACCGGAAGGCCAAGAGGCACCUCUACUCUAUGGAGGACUCUGCCCUCUACAGCUCCUCUGAGUCAGACUUCACCCCAGCCUCACCGCGUCCUAACCGCAGGGUGUCCCGUCCGCAGGCCCUGUACGGCAGCCCCCUGGCCAUCCCACGGGCGUCUGCUUUCUGCUCUGACCCCUACAGGAACCCCUUGGGCAGCCCUGUCGGAAGCCCCCUCCUGCCGCGUAAGCUGUUUCCCGGAGGCCAUGCCAUCUCCCCUCUGGCAACGCCUCCAUUUAGCAGCACGCCAACCUCAGUUGGCAGUGCCACUUACAGCAGAAACAAGUGCUCUGCGGAUUACACCCAGGACAGCACAGGGAAUGUGGGGAGCCCGUGGGUCCAGCGCCGCAAAAAUGCUGCCCAGGCCUUGCAUCCAGAGAAAAGCUGCCCUUUGUCACCUAGUCACGUAAAAAGGUCACUGGGUGUGCUAGUUAUGCGCCAGCCACAGGGACCUGACGGCACCAAAGGAUUCCACAACUCCAUUGGGAGAGGAAAGGUGCUAUUGCCAUAGUGAUGCACUGGUGAUUCUCUGCAGGUGACUUGUGGGUCUAUGAUCAGCAGUGCAAAGCACUUUUUACCACAGUUUAAUUAGACACCAGCAUACACU